This is a messenger RNA of Stomoxys calcitrans (stable fly), 1585 nucleotides long. RefSeq lists its product as uncharacterized. NCBI's taxonomy places the organism in Eukaryota, Metazoa, Arthropoda, Insecta, Diptera, Muscidae. The coding region runs from base 332 to 1543 and encodes 403 amino acids. The transcript has 7 exons. The record is from RefSeq and is a predicted model, not a curated record.
UUUGCAAUUCGAAAAGUAACCAAAUGGAUUUUUCAAAUAAUAAAUUCAAAUAUACAUUACACUACGAAUACAAUCCCAACACAUUUUUGUAAAAAAUAUGUAUAAUUGUUAAUUAAAAUUCCUGCGCUUCGAGGUUUGUCCACAUUUAAUAACGGAGUACAAUUUGUACUUUACUUUUAAACAGGUCAAUGGCGAAGUCUAAUUCCAGUAAUUCCAAAUACCAUUUUCCAAUGAGCUCACCUCAUUCUACACAAUAACAUGACAAUCAAUCAGUCAUUAAAGAACAUUUAAACAAGCGGCAAUACAGAAAUUAUUCCCUUUAAAUUGCAUAAUGGUGACAUUUAGUAAAUUUUUCGAAGAGCACAUCAAAACAAAGUCUUGUGCAGAUAUUUCAUUACAUAGGGGAAGCUGUCUGGAAAAUUGUGUAAAAAUUCUUCCAUUGAUUUUAGCAUCAAACCUCAAAUAUUUUGCGCCUAUAUGUCUGCUACCUCUUCUUACAAAAGCGACUAAAUUAGAUAAAGAGAAGCUUCGUUUUGCCUUGGAAUACUAUGUAGAAAGUUCUUUUCUAGGCUCCAUGUUGGGAUACACCAUCAGCUGUUUGGUAUGCCUAUUCAAAAAUUUGAGAGGUCAGUUUGGCCCAUACACAUUUGUUUUUAUACCAACGCUUAUUGCUGGUAGCUUGGUACAUUUUACUGGUGCACAACAUGCGACGGAAGUUUUUGAGACCUGCGUUUUUCAAAGUAAUAUUGAAAUGUUUUUGAUAACUCGACGCUUCGUACUAAGUCGCCUUAUAGCCGAUUCUAAACUACUGCAAACCUACCUGUUUAUGCUAUGUAGUGCUCUAAUUCUUCAAGGCAAAUAUUUGUACAACCUGAAGGGAUUCUGGCCUUUGACUCCAAAUCCCAAACUAAACGAAAUUGAAAAUCAGGAACACAACAAAUGUCAAUUGCAUUCUAAUGAAAGCUGUCAAAAGUAUUUAUUGCAUGGCAUGCGCAAAUAUCUAAUUGUGGGCCUGGCACUGGACAUUGUGAAGGCACUACUCAGCAAAGUCGAUGAAGCAAAAACCCAAAAUAAAUUAUGGGGAAAAAUUUAUAAUUUCCGUAUACGUUCAACGGCUCUACUAACAACCUAUAUAGGUAUCUAUAGGUUUGCUCACUGCUUUCUCAACCGAUACUCUCCCAAUGGAAAUAUCCUGAAUCAUUUUAUGGCCGCCUUUUUAGCGGGAUGCUGUUAUGGUUUCUAUCCUCAGUCAAAUUUAUUCAGUUAUGCCCUUAUCCAGACCCUGCGCACGAUUUGGAGCAUUAUAAAAAUCGAAAACUAUAAUACCAAUAAUAAAUAUCUUCGACUUUUAUUCCGUCUUCCUUAUGGACGGAUAAUGUACCCCUUGGCCUUGGCGUACAUCGUACAUUUGUCGUGCUUCAAGCCAGAUUACUGUAGCAAACUAACUGUUACUUUUAUCAAUGCCGUUACGAAUAACAGACAAACUUAUGUUCAUAAAGAAUUUAAGGCACUAAAGCAAAUCUUUAAAAAUGAUGUGAUGUAAGGAAAUAAUAAAUUGUAUAUUGAAAUGUGUUUUAUUUGUAAA